ACCGUUCCUUUUCAAAAUGGCAGAAGUGAAGUGAAACGUAUUCCGCGUGUGCAGUGUGUAUUCAAUGAGUUCAUAAAGACAGAACGCAGCAGUGUCGGUGCGAUUGGUGUGAUCAUUAUCCAACAUAAGCAGGUUUCAUAAUAUUUGUCUGCCCCACCCAGUGGAUAUUUGCUCCCGCGCUCCACCUGCUUGACAAAUCUGUAAUUUCCUGCAUUCUUGUAAAUGUCGCGUCGCUAGACAAACACACAUCCGCAUUCACGUCGCUUCGUGCCCAUAUUUCAGUACUUAUCGACGUUUUAGAUGUAUGCAUCAUACCUUUGCUUACGUUCCGCAUUAAUUGUUUUCAUUGUACUCGCGCAACGUAACCCGCAUCAUCACUAUACGGCCAACAAUAAGCGCGUGACGUGCGAAGCAUAAACAAAAACACGCACGCCGAGCAUAUCAAAACGCAGUGGAAGUACACACAGCCAUCAACAAUGUUGAAGCCAUCAUGAUGAUAUAACAACAAUUAGCCACCAAGUCACAGCGACCAGCCCAACGAUCACCCCGGCGAUGGUUUCCUAGUGCGCGCUCUUCGUUUGUAAAUAAUUCGGUAACUUCGCUGCGAUCGAUACGCGCGCCCGCAUCCGAAUGUAAUUAAAUCUAAGUCUCGUAAGCGUUUGGUGUAUAAGCAAUCGAAUUUUUCAAAGCGUUGAUAAUUUUACUCUCAACCAACACACAAUUGUGCAAAACAAGCUGCCCCUUCAUUCAAUAAAUCAUCUUCGAACUUGUGGAGCAAAUGAUGCACUUGAAUGCGGACAUUUCAAGUGCCCUCCAGCUGCUGGAGGACAUCAAGCAAACUGUGGAUGACUUAGAUGACCCCAAGCUCACUGCAAAUACCAAUGAUGAUCUGCAUAUUCUCAUCUCAGUCCUCGAGAAUCCAAUAUUCAGGAGUAUUGUCACUGUUCAGGAUUCACUGAGUGAAUUGAACCAGCAGCUGGGUCAACAUCCAUCUAUUCUGCCUGUGGAUUUUGAUAUCACUCCUGCUGGAGAGUUGGCAUUGAGUGUGCCACCUGGAGGUGAUAUUUAUGAUCCUGGUUAUGGGGAGGAUUAUCAGCAUGGGAGGGAUUUUGAUGAGCAGAGGGUGCCAUCAGCACCUGUGUCUCCAGGAUCACCUGGGUCACAGUUUAGUGAGGAUAAGAUGAUGCUCAUUGAUGGCAAACCACAGGAACUUUUAUCACAUCAAGAUGCAAUGAGAAUGAUACAGAAGGCACAAAGUCUGGGUGCAACUAGAACUGAUGAUGAAGCAAUACACAGGUCACCGUCGGCUGUGAGCGACGCGUCCAAGGCCGGAUCUGAUACUCUGCUGACCACAGAAUGGGCUCAAGUGGAAGCUAUUGAGUUGGUCAAUGAUGGUACCGGGCUAGGGUUUGGGAUUGUUGGUGUUAGGACCAUGGGUGUGGUGGUUAAGACCAUUUUGCCUGGAGGUGUUGCUGAUAGAGAUGGUAGACUACAAAGUGGUGAUCAUAUUUUACAAAUUGGUGAUGUGAAUUUACACGAAAUGGGCUCGGAGCAAGUAGCAACCGUAUUAAGACAAUCUGGCACACACGUGCGCCUCGUCGUCGCCCGUCCAGCCGACCUCACCGCCACCGAAUACAAAUAUUUGAGCAGCACCGCGCCGUUGGUACCGACACGCCUGCUCACAGAGCCCGCCGAACUCGAUCGCUACCUCAUUCAGCACAAAUACAAAGCAAUAUUCCAGACGCAAGGCGCUGAUUUCAAGGAUUACUUGUUUGAUCCGCCGGCGUCGAGCGGCAACUCUACCACUUCGAAGGGUUACCCUGGUGCGGGCCUCUCACGUAUUCCAGCUUCGCCUUCGCUGCCUCUGCUCAAUCUUGAUCUGGCGAUGAAGAUGCCCGAGAUGGAGAAGUUCAUUGUCGAGCUGCGCAAAGACGCUAAUGGUUUAGGCAUUACCAUUGCUGGUUAUGUCUGUGAAAAAGAAGAACUUUCUGGUAUCUUCGUGAAGAGCGUCAGUAAAGGUAGCGCUGCCGACGUCAGUGGGAAAAUUCAGGUUAACGACCGCAUCGUUGAGGUGGACGGUGUUUCACUGCAGGGUUUCACCAAUCUACAAGCGGUGGAUGUUUUGCGCAGCAGCGGUGCCGUCGUUAAACUUGCACUGGAGCGUUAUCUGCAUGGUCCCAAGUUCGAGCAGCUGCAGCAAGCGAUCGCCGCGAGCGAGACCAAACCGACACCGACGCCGCCCAGCCCCGCCAAGCAGCAAGCACGAUAUCCGAAGGCGGAUUUAGACUUUGCGCGUGAGGAUUCCCUCUCGGUCGAACCAUCGGUGGUGGAGGCGAAGAACGAAGUGGCGCUCGCCCUCUUGCAUGAUAAGCAAUACCAGACGGAGUUGACGCCUGCCAUCGAGGAAGCACUGCGCGUAAAAUGGGCUUCUGCGCUCGGUCCUGAUUCUACGAUUGUGGUCGCACAGCUUCAAAAGUUUGGGGAACGAGGCGGACUUGGAAUAAGUCUGGAGGGCACCGUGGAUGUUGAGGAUGGGCAAGAAGUGCGCCCACACCAUUACAUCCGCUCUAUCCUCCCUGAAGGACCAGUUGGUAAAAACGGCAAAUUGCGUUCUGGUGAUGAGCUGUUAGAAGUCAAUGGUCAUAGAUUGCUAGGGAUGAACCAUCAUGAGGUGGUGAGCAUUUUAAAAGAGCUGCCAUUAACAGUCCGCAUGGUGUGCGGGCGUUCACCAAACACUGCCGCCACCACCGAGCACUCGAUGACCGAGAGAAGUCCAGGCUUGGGUGGAAGUUUACAAAACUUACUCCCAGCUUCGGAUAGAUUGGUCAAAGCAAAGUCUGAUGGAUCUAUUGCGACUGCAGCGGGAACACCAGAGAUCUCGUUCAGUAAGAUGAAGUCCAGGUCCUUGGAACCACUCACUGGAUUGGCGAUGUGGAGCUCUGAACCGCAGAUCAUUGAACUGGUUAAGGGAGAGCGAGGUUUAGGGUUUUCUAUCCUGGACUAUCAAGACCCUAUUGAUCCCAACGACACGGUAAUCGUCAUUCGUAGCUUAGUGCCCGGAGGGGUUGCCCAGAUGGAUGGCCGACUGAUACCAGGCGAUCGACUGCUGUUCGUCAACGACACAGUGCUGGAGAAUGCAUCGCUGGACCAGGCUGUACAGGCGUUGAAGGGCGCUACAAAGGGCGUCGUGCGCAUCGGCGUCGCCAAACCACUGCCAAUCACCGACACGGUGGCGUUCAACACGCCGCCCUCGCCGGCCCCACACGCGGAUUAGAAUAUUUUAUCUUCAAAUUCAAGCGAUUUCUCGAGUUUAGCAUUGCUUGAUCGAUUCGUUGAUCUUGAAUAAUAUACGCGGAAGAAGUGUGCACUAGAGAUUGCAGAACCACAAAACAAACAUUAGACUGGAAACUAAAUAGUACUUAAAUUAUUACUUACUUGGUAUUAUAUUAGUUACUUAAUUAUGAUCUGUAUUCGGUUGAGUUUUAUUCUAUGUUUAUAUUUAUUAUGGCUUUUAAUUUGAGUUUUAACUUUUACACUGAUCAAUUGGACAAGUUUUUCUUUUCUUGGCGAAAUUCGCAUUUGCAACGAGCAAGCAUAUCAGCAAACGCGCGAUUUGCUUGGAACUAUUGGCAGAUUUCCAAAUAUAUCUUAUGUAUUCAUUAGUCAAACAAACAUAUACGUUAAUAUCGAUUAAAAUUAAACAAAUUUUAAUGUUAACACUUUAGUUACACUCGAAUAUACUCUUGUUAUGUUUACUCAUAUUAUCCAAUUGAUAUUUUAUCUUUGAAUUAACGAUUCAAUAAAGAAAUUAUCAAAUAA
Molecule: messenger RNA, 3819 nt
Organism: Dalotia coriaria
Lineage: Eukaryota; Metazoa; Arthropoda; Insecta; Coleoptera; Staphylinidae
Product: patj homolog
Exons: 6
Coding region: 779-3274 (831 amino acids)
Molecular function (GO): protein binding
Source: RefSeq, a predicted model, not a curated record